GUUAGAUUACGCAGUGAAAUAUGUUUGGGCUAGUUAAAAGGAACACCUGUCAUAUGAUAGGCAUGUGGAGUAGACUAGCGGCAUGCACGGUGCAGAAUUUAUCUCAAACAGCCAGCAGAAAUACAGUUAUUGUCGAAAGAUGGUGGCAAGUUCCACUGUCUAAAGAAGGUAGCCCACCUCGACUUAAUCCACGACGUCACCGUGUAUACCGACUUGUCGAGGACACCAAACAUGGUUCUAAAGAGAAGAUGGAGCUCCUUCUUACACAGACAGUGCCUAAGCUUGGAGGCCGGGGUGAUACCGUGUUUGUGGCAAAGUCGUUGGGCCGAAACAAGCUUUUACCUCAGGGCCUGGCAGUGUACCCCUCACCAGAAAACCUGGAAAUGUUUACCGAAGAGAAAAGGCAACUGCGGGAGGGAAAGCCAGAGGACCGGAUUCAGACUCGCACUGGACAAAAGACUUUGGAGUUCUUGAGGAAUGCAAAGCUCGAAGUCCCUAUUAACACAUCCAUGGACUACCAUAUAUCCAAGGAGAUUGUCUGCAGGUAUUUCCAGACAGAACUUGGGGUUGUAGUACCAACGCAUGCCCUUACGCUUCCAGAUGAGCCAAUCACCACUGUGGGGGAGACUUGGUGCGAAGUGACUAUUAAUGGGGUCGACACCGUCCGCAUUACUUUAUCAGUUAAAUCUCAUGAGGAUUAUAAACCCAGACAGCUGAGGAGACGAGGACAAGAACCGAGUCCUGAUACAAAAGCGGAAGGGUCUUCACCUUCUAAUGAAGACCAGAAUACACAAUUAUAGGCAUAACAUUACCAGAAAAUGGUCAUAUGGACAGUUUCUCAAAAAAAAAAAUGGUGACAUGAAGAUCCAUAACAUCUUUCAUUUUGGGCCUAUAAAUGUAUUCUAUGCUGACAGGGGUGAUCUCAUGAGUGAGCAUUAUGCAUCUGGCCUAACAGCUUGUUUUGUCAAGAAAUGCAUCAGUUUCACACUCAGCAUCUUUAUAGGUAGAGCUGAAAGAUGCUAUAGGGAGGAUACAUGGCAGAAACGACAAUGGGACCAUCUUUCUUCCUUAACCAUUGCCUAAUGAGGAUUUAUGUGCUAUUAAAAUAUGUUGUCAAUGA
Molecule: messenger RNA, 1120 nt
Organism: Alosa sapidissima (American shad)
Lineage: Eukaryota; Metazoa; Chordata; Actinopteri; Clupeiformes; Clupeidae
Gene: mrpl9
Product: mitochondrial ribosomal protein L9
Exons: 1
Coding region: 21-800 (259 amino acids)
Biological process (GO): translation
Cellular component (GO): mitochondrion; ribosome
Molecular function (GO): structural constituent of ribosome
Source: RefSeq, a predicted model, not a curated record